GUCAAAGGCGUUAUGAAACAUACCUCACAACAGAUGGAGGAUUCGAGCUUCCAAUAUGUGCACGUGACACGUUCAACAGCUCUGCUCUGAAUGUAAAUAGUGUUACAGUAGACAGGGAAAUCAUCUGAUCGAAGGAGUUGAAGGUUUGAAUACACCAUGGCAUUGAGAACAGCUUUUUCACGCCUGCUGGUGACCUCACAGAGAUGUUGUCUGAUUUCUGUGUCAAGGGCCCAGGGCUCUUCAGCCCCUGCAGCUCACGAGAAGCAAGCGAAAAAAACAGCGAAAACACCUAAGGUGCAGUUUAACUGGCAUGAUGCGUUGGAUCUGGAAGGACAGCUCACAGAGGACGAGAUCAUGAUCAGAGACAGUUUCCGCACAUACUGCCAGGAGAAGCUCAUGCCCCGUAUCCUCAUGGCCAACAGGAAUGAACAUUUCCAUCGAGAGAUUUUAAACGAGAUGGGAGAGCUUGGUGUCCUUGGGCCCACGAUUCAAGGAUAUGGCUGUGCGGGGACUAGUUACGUGGCAUACGGUCUGAUCGCCAGGGAGGUGGAGAGAGUGGACAGUGGCUACCGUUCAGUUAUGAGUGUCCAGUCCUCACUAGUCAUGCAUCCUAUCAACGCAUAUGGAACAGAAGCACAGAAACAGAAAUACCUGCCAAAACUGGCUCGUGGAGAGAUUCUGGGCUGUUUUGGACUUACAGAACCAAACCAUGGCAGUGACCCUGGUGGCAUGGAGACCAAAGCCAAAUACAACCCCUCCAGCAGGACAUAUACCAUCAGUGGGGCAAAAACAUGGAUCACCAACUCCCCGUACGCUGAUAUCUGUGUGGUGUGGGCCAAAUGUGAGGAUGGCAGAGUGAGAGGGUUCAUCCUGGAGAGAGGAAUGAAUGGCCUGAGCACCCCUAAGAUAGAGGGCAAGUUCUCCCUCAGGGCCUCGGCCACCGGGAUGAUCCUGAUGGACGAGGUGGAAGUGCCAGAGGAAAACCUGCUGCCCCAUGUGUCUGGCCUUGCUGGUCCCUUUGGCUGCCUGAAUAACGCCCGUUAUGGCAUCGCGUGGGGCUCUCUGGGUGCUGCAGAAUUUUGUUUCCACGCUGCCCGUCAGUACACUCUGGACAGAAUCCAGUUCGGAGUCCCUUUGGCCAGAAACCAGCUGAUCCAGAAGAAGAUGGCAGACAUGCUGACAGAGAUUACACUCGGCCUGCAGUCCUGUUUACAGCUGGGCAGACUCAUCGACCAGAAGAAAUACAAUCCAGAGAUGAUCUCCAUGCUGAAACGAAACUCAUGUGGGAAAGCCCUGGACAUCGCCCGGCAGGCCAGAGACAUGCUGGGAGGAAACGGCAUAGCAGACGAGUACCACGUCAUACGCCAUGUCUUGAACCUAGAGGCCGUCAACACAUAUGAAGGCACGCAUGACAUCCAUGCUUUGAUCUUGGGCAGAGCCAUCACUGGACUCCAGUCUUUUACUGUUGGAAAAUAAACCCAUGUUCUCACUCAACAAGGUUGGAAUGGGAUAUAUUUACUGGACAUCCAUCCAUAAGUGCCUCUGUGUGGCCUCGAAUCUUUCUGUGGAUCUUAAAUCUGUGUGGACAAAUCUUCUACAGGAUCUUCUCUCUAUAGGUUACUGGAUUGACAUUAAUUAAAAUGUCACGUUACGAAGACCGUUGCAUUAUGAAACCAUGAAUGAUCUUGUAAGGUUAAUUAUUCAAAGUCAUUGAUCCAUAUUCUUCACUGGUACAAUGAUCAUAAGAACUUAAUAAUGAAAGAGAAUUCAUAGUGGUUUCAAAAUACUGUUGAAAACAGGGUUUUCGUCAAGGAUGCCAAACAUCCUGCUGCACUUUAGACUCGCUGUCUUGAUCGUUGUCAGUGACUCUUGUAAAUCGUGUCAUUUAUUGAAUCCUGAAAAUAAAUGAAAUGUCUGUGCAUUCAUUCAGAAU
Messenger RNA from Carassius auratus (goldfish), 1933 nucleotides. Its product is annotated as glutaryl-CoA dehydrogenase, mitochondrial-like. The transcript is spliced from 12 exons. NCBI's taxonomy places the organism in Eukaryota, Metazoa, Chordata, Actinopteri, Cypriniformes, Cyprinidae. Gene Ontology annotation, cellular component: mitochondrial inner membrane. Gene Ontology annotation, biological process: fatty-acyl-CoA biosynthetic process; fatty acid beta-oxidation using acyl-CoA dehydrogenase. Gene Ontology annotation, molecular function: flavin adenine dinucleotide binding; glutaryl-CoA dehydrogenase activity; fatty-acyl-CoA binding. The record is from RefSeq and is a predicted model, not a curated record. The coding region runs from base 157 to 1476 and encodes 439 amino acids.